This is a messenger RNA of Mustela lutreola (European mink), 1616 nucleotides long. It is a transcript of the gene B4GALT7, whose product is annotated as beta-1,4-galactosyltransferase 7. The record is from RefSeq and is a predicted model, not a curated record. Gene Ontology annotation, biological process: carbohydrate metabolic process; proteoglycan biosynthetic process. The transcript is spliced from 6 exons. Lineage: Eukaryota; Metazoa; Chordata; Mammalia; Carnivora; Mustelidae. Gene Ontology annotation, molecular function: xylosylprotein 4-beta-galactosyltransferase activity. The coding region runs from base 267 to 1082 and encodes 271 amino acids.
GGCGGCGGCCGGCCCGGGCCCCGUCCUCCCGGGUGCCGAUAUUUUCCGGGCCGCCCCGCGGAAUCUAGGAGCCCGAGGCCGUCGCGUCUCCGUCUGCGGGGCUUCCCGAGGGUCUGUGGUUCUCCGUGUGGGUCCCUGUCUCUCUUGGGUCCAGGUUGCUCCCCGGCGGCCUCCCUCGGAAGUGCUCCGUCUUCCACCUCUUCGUUGCCUGUCUCUUACUGGGCUUCCUCUCCCUGCUCUGGCUGCAGCUCAGCUGCUCCGGGGACAUGGCCCGGGCAGCCAGGGGACAAGGGCAGGAGACCCCGGGCCCACCCCGCUCCUGCCCCCCCGAGCCACCACCUGAGCACUGGGAAGAAGACGCCUCCUGGGGCCCCCACCGCCUGGCUGUGCUGGUGCCCUUCCGCGAGCGCUUUGAGGAGCUCCUGGUCUUUGUGCCCCACAUGCAUCGCUUCCUGAGCCGGAAAAAGAUCCAGCACCAUAUCUAUGUGCUCAACCAGGUGGACCACUUCAGGUUCAACCGCGCAGCCCUCAUUAACGUGGGCUUCCUGGAGAGCAGCAACAGCACGGACUAUAUCGCCAUGCAUGACGUGGACCUGCUGCCCCUCAACGAGGAGCUGGACUAUGGCUUUCCUGAGGCUGGGCCCUUCCACGUGGCCUCCCCGGAGCUCCACCCGCUCUACCACUACAAGACCUACGUGGGCGGCAUCCUGCUGCUCUCCAAGCAGCACUACCAGCUGUGCAAUGGGAUGUCCAACCGCUUCUGGGGCUGGGGCCGUGAAGAUGACGAGUUCUACCGGCGCAUCAAAGGGGCCGGGCUGCAGCUUUUCCGUCCCUCGGGAAUCACAACUGGGUACAAGACUUUUCGCCACCUGCAUGACCCAGCCUGGCGGAAGAGGGACCAGAAGCGCAUCGCUGCUCAAAAACAGGAGCAGUUCAAGGUGGACCGCGAGGGCGGCCUGAGCACCGUGAAGUACCGCGUGGAUUCCCGAACUGCCCUGUCAGUGGCCGGGGCCCCAUGCACUGUCCUCAACAUCCUGUUGGACUGUGACAAGACUGCCACCCCCUGGUGCACGUUUGGCUGAGCUGGCGGGACAAUAAGGAAGCCUGUACCCGCAGGCCACACAGCUCCUCAGGCUCAGGACAAAGCCUCAGGCCCCGGGCCCAACUCCAGUAGGACGUGGAGGGUCCCGAAGCAGCGGAUAGUAGGCCACCCGGCUCCCCCAGGGCAGGCUGGAGCCGGGACGGGACACACCCUUGGGCGCCCGAGACGCUGCUGGCAAUAAACAGUGACACAGAGAGGCUGGAUGCAGCUCCCACCUGGGACCGUCCACCCCCUUCCUGCUUGCCCUGCUCCACCUGCCCUCGGGCACUCAGACCAUGAGGACUUUUGGUUCCUUCCCCCUGGACCGCCUUGGGCAGAAGCCAGGCCAUGAACAUGGGUGGCCGGGCCCAUCAAGAGGUUUAGAACUGCAGACAUUUAGAACUGCAGACACCGCUGUGCAGGUCCCACGGUAGGACACUGCGGACGCCGGCUCUGGCUGCAUGUCACUGUGCAGGAACGCAGGCCCCAUGUUGCUGGAUCUUCUGAUUUUUUCAAAAGAAACUAGAAUUCUGGA